AUGUUUGAUCUGCCUUCAGCCCAUCUUCAUGCGGGCGUUGAUCCAGAUACCCGAGCAGCAUUUGCAGCACACCUGCAUGCAACACCCAACAAGCGACGCGUGUCUCAGGCAGAGCAAGAGACGCUGGUGCACUGGUUGACCAGUGCAUGUUGUAAUAGUGGUACGAGUAGUACUACGAUAUGUCCGUUCAAACCUCUGUCGCAAAAAGAGUUCAGCCGCCGCCACUACGUGAAGAAGAGCUUUGUUUGGGAUAAGGACCAGGAGGCUCUGGUUGCGAUACCGCGCGGAGGCAGUGGGAGAGAGCGGCGAGUCGUGCUCGAAGAUGCCAUUCCCGAUAUUGUGGCAAAGGUGCACGAGCAAAACGGGCAUGCAGGAUGGGAUGCCACCUGGCGAGACGUCAGCAAGGCAUAUUAUGGCAUUCUGCGUGCCGAUGUCAUCUUCUUGUUGAAGCUGUGCUCUACGUGUGCACAGAACCCCCGCAAACAGCCCAAGAACAGAGCGACAGCAGUGCAAGACUUGGUCGAUGUGCAGCCAUCAGCUUAUGACGACGACAUUUCUUGGGCGCUCAAUGAGCACCCCCUUGGCAGUUUAUUACUGUUCGACAACACGGAUGAACAGGCUCCAUGA
This is a messenger RNA of Sphaerulina musiva SO2202, 627 nucleotides long. RefSeq lists its product as uncharacterized. NCBI's taxonomy places the organism in Eukaryota, Fungi, Ascomycota, Dothideomycetes, Mycosphaerellales, Mycosphaerellaceae. Bases 1 to 627 code for a protein of 208 amino acids. The record is from RefSeq and is a predicted model, not a curated record. The transcript has a single exon.